GCACUGCUGAAGCUUACUCAUUCAAAUGGCAGGCAAAGAAAAGGACACAAGAUUUAUUAAUAACAAGCAGGCCUGUGAGCCUUGCAGAUCAUUUGGUCAAAAAUGCAGUCAUUUGGUUAAGAAGCAGCGAGCCAAAUUCUACAUCCUCCGACGUUGCAUUGCUAUGCUUGUUUGCGGCCGUGAGCGUGGCGACCCUUAGGAGAACCCCCCCCCCCCAACCAACGGCCAUCUUAAUUGCUUUCAUCCCUCUCCUAGUUGUAUAGUAGUUAAGAAAGUACUUUUCACUUGAUAUAUAUAUAUAUAUAUAUAUAUGUUAUAUAGUAGUAUUAUUUUUAGCUAUUACUGCUAAUUUCAAGUAUAAGAAAAUUUAAUAAAAUUCUAGAUCUGUUUA
This is a messenger RNA of Gossypium arboreum, 391 nucleotides long. Its product is annotated as small polypeptide DEVIL 16. The transcript has a single exon. Bases 26 to 199 code for a protein of 57 amino acids. Gene Ontology annotation, biological process: negative regulation of cell population proliferation. NCBI's taxonomy places the organism in Eukaryota, Viridiplantae, Streptophyta, Magnoliopsida, Malvales, Malvaceae. The record is from RefSeq and is a predicted model, not a curated record.